Symbiodinium necroappetens is the source of this 639-nucleotide messenger RNA. The record is from the annotation of a GenBank genome assembly. Lineage: Eukaryota; Dinophyceae; Suessiales; Symbiodiniaceae.
AUGCACGACGAUGUUUUCGAAGGUGUUCUCACGCAAGGCGUCAACGCCCAACUCAUGACGGAUGCUCACCGGGCAGAGUGGGCUGUGGACGGGGUCGCCUUCGUCUUCUCAGACACAAACGACGAGGAGAGGAAGCAAGCCCUCCUUGAUUUUCGGAUGGAGCUCGUUACAGCCCUUGAGCAGUUUCUGAUUGACUUCAGCGAUCGACGUCAGCUGUCAGAGAACGGCACACUAUGCCUCCUUCAGGCUGUCACAACCCAAAUGUCGCAGUGCGGACUGGCCAACCUGGACCGCUGUUCCAGAGCAGGUGAGUAUAUGGUCGGAGGGGCACAUCUGAAGCAGCACGUGAAUUACAACAUCUCUUGUAUGGACGCUGGCCCCUUGGGGGAGGCCUUGAAGCUAACACUGGGCUGCCUCAAGGAAGGCUUCCAGUUCCUCCAGCGGACAGUACGAACUCACAUCGAGGAUGGUGCUGGCGACGACAUGUCUACACAAGGUUGCGACCCGUCGUCACGGAUGUACCAGUGUGCGACGCUGAGGUUCACGACCAAGCCGGGCCUGGAAUCGCCGCACGGCCAAGACGAGAUCCUAUGUGACGUUUUAGACGUCUACGACGAAGUAUUCAUCAAAGAGACUUGA